Molecule: messenger RNA, 1473 nt
Organism: Pseudozyma flocculosa PF-1
Lineage: Eukaryota; Fungi; Basidiomycota; Ustilaginomycetes; Ustilaginales; Ustilaginaceae
Exons: 4
Coding region: 1-1473 (490 amino acids)
Cellular component (GO): cytoplasm
Molecular function (GO): electron-transferring-flavoprotein dehydrogenase activity; flavin adenine dinucleotide binding
Source: RefSeq, a predicted model, not a curated record
AUGUCCACAGCACCCCAUGCUACCGCCCCCGCACCUGCUCACGACGACGCCGACGACUCUGCCACUCACAAGCCCGCUUCGACGAUGAACGCGCUCCGCACCAAGAACGUCGCCGUCAUCGGCGGGAGCUACGUCGGACACCGCCUUGCCAUGUCGCUCGCCAAGGCCCUGCCGGCGACGCACCGAGUCGUGCUCAUCGAGAGCAACAGCCACUUUCACCACCUCUUUACGCUGCCCCGCUUCUCGGUGCUGCAUCGCGGCGGCGAGGAAAAGGCAUUCGUGCCCUACGACCACAUCUUUUCCGACCCGUCCAUCCCGCCGGGCGCAGGCACCGUCGUUCACGCCCGCGCCCUCUCCAUCCUCCCCUCGUCGGGCGGCGGCGAGGUGGGCGGUACGAUCCGUCUGGACCGCCCUCUACCCAACGCUGCUCGACCGGCGGGCCGGGAAGACGAUGGCGAGGGCGAGACAAACCUCGUUGCUUACGACUACCUCGCCCUCGCAACGGGGACGCAGCUGCAGAGGCCAUGGAGCCUUUCCACGGCCGCCUCCUCCUCUUCCACCGAUGCGAUCGAAGGUGAGGGGAACCGGACAGGGGAGGUGCAGGAUACCACCAAGGCGCAGGCCAUCCAGAUCCUCCAGUCGUACCAGGACAAGGUCAGGGAUGCGCGGCGCAUCGUCAUCGUCGGCGGAGGGGCCGUGGGCGUCCAGGUGGCACUCGACAUUGCGCACCUCUACCCGCUCCGAGAAAGCGGCAAGGAGGUCGUCGUCGUCCACUCUCGCGACCGCGUCAUGAACAAGUACCACCAAGACCUACACAACCUCGUCAUGGCGCGGUUCGGCGAGGCGGGCAUCGAGACGAUCCUCUCUUCGCGCGUCCACCUCCCCUCUCCGCCCGCCGCGUUUUCAGGGGGCGGGAGGACGCACAUGCUGCCCCUCUCGUCCGGUUCGAGCGUGUCGGGCGACCUGAUCCUGCUCUGCACGGGUCAGACGCCACGAUCGGCGCUGCUGCGUCACCUCUCGCCCUCUUCCCUCACCGCGGCCGGAUUCAUCAAGGUCGACCGAACGCUCCAGGUGCAGAGCGCCGAGCUCGAGCCAGGACAGGCGCAGAGGCUGUUCGCCCUCGGCGACGUGGCAGAGACGGGCGCGUGGAAGACGGUGCGCGCCGCCAUGGGUCAGAUUGACACGGUCUCGCACAACAUCCUCGCCCUCAUCUCCCGCUCCUCCGCUGCCGCCGCCGCAGCAACAGCAGAGGGCGACGAUGCGGCGGCGGCAAAGGAGCUCAAGACGUUUACGCCCGGCCCGGCUGGCAUCCACCUCACCCUGGGUCUGCGGGAAUCGGUCAAGUUUGGCAACCCGGCCAACCCGGACGACAAGCCGCGUUGCCUCGUCGAAGAGGACGGGAGCCGGGACAUGAAUGCCUCGCGCAUGUGGGCCAACUUCAACGUGCCCAAGGAUACCGCCUGGCACCUCUAG